CGGGUUUCGAUAUGGUAGGUCAGGGAAUACUUAUUUGUACUGCCGACGGCUCGUGGAGUAUGCCUCUCCCAAGUUGUAAUCCCAUCACAUGCCCCUACCCAGGGACAAACAGUCACCUUAUAUACGCAGACAAGCCUUACGGGCCCGGGGACGUGAUCUCAGUCACAUGUCUAUAUGGCUACACUCUGGACGGACCCUCGACCCUGAGGUGUGGGGUGGACGGACUCUGGAAUACCGACCUACCUAUUUGUCAAGCGGUGACAUGCCCCGCCCCAGAAACGGAGGAGGAACACUUGUUACUAGAGGUCAGACAGUACCGGUAUACAGACGAGGUCCACCUUUCCUGUGAUCUAGGGUUCCAGGUAGACGGUCACACAACAAUGGUGUGUCAAGCCAAUGGAACCUGGAACGGAGAACUUCCUACCUGUCGGCAAUUACAGAGUGCGGAUAUGAUGCCCUCUACUCAAGUCGCAGGUCUCGUCUCCGGCUUUAUCGUACUUUUCUUCGCAAUCUGUAUCGUCCUGCUGAUUGCAAUCAAAAGGAAGAAGAGGAAGAAAAAAGAGCAUUACCCUACCGGGAUGGAAACCUCCUAUAAGAGGAACAACGCUGAUACGCAUUCCGACAUUUCAGACGACUACGAUUCCUUCAGUGAUAGUUUCGAUGAAGACAUUGAGAUCGGCCUGCAGGCCAAGGCUAGGGCAAAUACUUACUACGAGUUCUGUCCCCUGUCUAUUGCCCCUGACGGAACUAUACCUGUAGACGCCCUCGGAGAGUUCCUGAACAAGGACCUGAGAGUUGAAGGUUACGUCGCCUCGACAUUCGCCAAGUUCAAAGAAGGUUUACAGGAACCAGUCACGGUUGCCAACUUCCCGGAGAACAAGUCUAAAAACAGAUUUAAACAAGUGUUUCCGUACGAUAAGACACGUGUUUGUCUGCAGAGAGAGGCUGGUGAUACCUCUGAUUAUAUCAACGCGAGCUACAUUAAUGGUUACGAGAAAAUCAAGCAGUAUGUGGCUGCUCAAGGACCCAAUAAAGCUACAACUAAUGACUUUUGGGAGAUGAUAUGGCAGCUCGGCAGUACCAAAAUUGUGAUGCUGACGAAACUGAUAGAGGGUGGAAAGGUAAAAUGCCAGCAAUAUUGGCCCAAUACCGGAAGCGAACAAUUCGGCUCGUUGACGGUCACCCUGGACAGAGAAGAAGAUCUUUUAACAUACAUAAUUAGACACAUUAAAAUCAAAAACGGUAACACGACAAGAUGCGUCACCCAGUUUCACUACACGGACUGGCCUGAUCAGAAAGUGCCGUCUAGUGCUUCCUCUCUGGUCCAAUUCUUCCUUAAGGUGGAGCCACUAGGUCAGGUAUUGGAGGCCCCUAUAGUGGUACAUUGCAGUGCCGGUAUAGGACGGACGGGAACGUACAUCGCCCUGGCUUGUUUGGUACAGGAAGCAUCCGCUACUGGGUAUGUCAGCGUCACGCGCUGCGUGGAGACCCUGCGCAGACAACGACUCAACAUGGUCCAGACAGCGAAACAAUUCGUGUUUAUACACGAGGCCCUGCUGGAACAUCUUCACGGAUCUACCGCUAUCCCCGUCAACGUGUUCAGGGAGACCUUCAGACAAUUACAUGUAGAAUUUGAUAAUUUACAGAAAUUAUCUCCUAAACUGCCUGAAAACGCUUUCGUUGCUGGAAAGAAAGAGGAAAACAAAAACAAAAACAGAUACAGUAAUCUUCUACCAGUUGACAAGUAUCGGCCGUUACUAUCGACCCCCAUAGACGGACAUAACGACUACAUCAACGCUGUGUUCCUGUCGGACGCCAGUAAGCGUGUCGAGUACCUUAUCACACAAAUGCCUCUCCCCCACACGGUCGUUGACCUCUGGAGACUCGUGUACGAGCAACACAUCACUUCUAUUGUUAUGCUCAACACUGAAUUUGACCAACAGGACGAUAGGAUAGGGGUGUACUGGCCACGAAGUGAAGAACAGCUGAACAUUGGACCGUUUGUGGUGACCGAGAAGUCGAGGGCCACUCACCACCUGACUGACAUUUUUACCCUCUCUCUUCAAUACAAGCAAGAGGUGGAAACUAAUGUGCGGCAGUUCCGAUCUCGUGUGUGGCCCGCUUCGGAGGUAUGCCCCACAUCAACGCUCGAGUUCUUGCGGUUGCUUGGGCUGGUUCGAGAAUGGCAAGCCACCCAGAACGGAGCAGUACUCGUCCACUGCAUGAAUGGUUUGGACAAGAGUGGGCUGUUCUGUGUACUGGAUUCCACUUUACAGGCGGCUGACGUCACUCAAAUUGUGGAUAUCCAGACUACUAUAAAACAAAUGCGACGAGCUCAACCCAAGAUAAUUCCUAACGAGAAACAAUACUUGUUUUGUUACGAGGCAAUAUCUAUGUACCUGGAACAGAGCAGAACCUAUAUGAAUGUCUGAGUUAUCCUUGCGUACUAUACAAACCUGGAGUUUACCUGUGGUUCCUAUAAAAACGUUCGAGACAUGCCCCUGGCAUGCAGUGCUAUAGGAACGCUCCUACCUAGACGAGUCCCUGGAUAAUCAUCAUCGUUCGUUUGAUUCCUGCAACAGGUGUUUGGUUAAACUAAUUUGAUUGGCGAGCCCAUACGAACAGUUUCUCAUUGUAUUUAUUUAAUUAA
This is a messenger RNA of Mizuhopecten yessoensis (Yesso scallop), 2650 nucleotides long. Its product is annotated as receptor-type tyrosine-protein phosphatase kappa-like. Gene Ontology annotation, biological process: protein dephosphorylation. Bases 12 to 2432 code for a protein of 806 amino acids. The record is from RefSeq and is a predicted model, not a curated record. The transcript is spliced from 21 exons. Gene Ontology annotation, molecular function: protein tyrosine phosphatase activity. NCBI's taxonomy places the organism in Eukaryota, Metazoa, Mollusca, Bivalvia, Pectinida, Pectinidae.